Molecule: messenger RNA, 1053 nt
Organism: Laccaria bicolor S238N-H82
Lineage: Eukaryota; Fungi; Basidiomycota; Agaricomycetes; Agaricales; Hydnangiaceae
Exons: 5
Coding region: 1-1053 (350 amino acids)
Source: RefSeq, a predicted model, not a curated record
AUGUCUGCCCCCGAGGUUCAACUUCCCAACCCCUUCACGCCGAUGGCUUUCUUGCCACCAGACUUGGCGUUUCACUUGACGGUCUGCACACAUAUCGUUGUAGGAACAACUGCGGUCAUAAUCUGGGAUAUAAUCAAUAACCUUUCAGGGGAUUACAGACUCCUCUUCAAGCACAAAAUUGGUCCGGCAACCAUUGCAUAUAUCAUUUCAAGGAUUAGUACCCUUAUAUUCGUCCUCUCGACGUCUAUUUUUCUCACAUUGCCCACCGGAAAUUGCACAAAAUUCGAUAAAAUAUUGGACGCAUUUUUUCCGGUCUCCGUCCCUGCCUCUUCCCUUCUUUUCUUUUUCCGAAUGCGGGCCGUUUUUGCUGGAAACAAUUUGAUGGUUGCUUCCGCUUUCUUCCUUUGGCUCGUGUCAUUCGCGGGAACGAUGACGGUGGCGUUUGGGGUAGAAGGUAUCAACAUCGGUCCAACAAAUUAUUGUGUCGUAUCGUCCGCCAAGUCCUACAUCGCGUUAUCUGGGAUACUUCCAUUCGUCCACGAUACAUUCGUCCUCUUAUCGAUUUCCUGGAAGAUGAUGAUGAACACGUAUGAGGACAAUUCGCUCAAAAAUGGGUUUAGGACGGUAGUCUUUGGCGAUUACUUGCCCGCUUUUUCAAGGGCAUUGCUGCAGGAUGGCCAAAUGUAUUAUCUUGUAACGGUCUGUAGCAAUUUGCUCGCCGUCGUCAUGGUUUAUAUGCCCGUUCCCAUUGUUUAUCGCACGGUUUUUAGUUGCCCCAACACCGUGUUGAUGAACAUCAUGGCAUGCCGUGUUUAUAGGAACACGAAAUUCGGUCUCUACAAGAAUUCGGUGGCCUUGUCGACGAGCAGAUACACCUCGGAGGACCGUAGCGGUCCUACUAUCCCCCUCGCAUUCCGGAACGUUGCUUAUUCGUCGAAAGAGUCGCACACGCGCCCGUCUUCGUCUGGUCAUGGCAUUGAGGUUACCAAGACCGUGCACCACGAAUAUGAUAUAUCCGCAAAGAAGAUGCGAAUUACGAAUGACAAUUUCUAG